Symbiodinium sp. CCMP2592 is the source of this 576-nucleotide messenger RNA. NCBI's taxonomy places the organism in Eukaryota, Dinophyceae, Suessiales, Symbiodiniaceae. The record is from the annotation of a GenBank genome assembly.
AUGCGAGGGUGUCAGGCACAAUCAGCGGAAGCAUGGGAAGAGCUAGCGGACGAACUGGCCAAAGAAAAUGACCAAGAAAGAAUGCGCGUCCUGGCUGCAGAGAUGAAGGCGCAGACCCAGGCUGCAGAGAUGAAGGCGCAGACCCAAGAGAUGAAGGUGCAGAUGCUGGAGGAGAAGAUGAAGGCUGUGACCAAGGAUCUUGCGGCCAUAAAGGGGGAACUGACUGCCCGCGCCAUGCUUCAGCGCGCCGUGGGCAAAAUCAGGCAGGAGGACUCGGUUUUUGGGAGCACAUCGUCAAUCCUACACGGGUUGUCGAAUCACUCAGGCGAUAUGGCGAACUUCUUGAUCCGUUCUGUUCAGGAGUGCACGCCUCCAGGCACCAUUCCUGGCGUGUUCUUGAAGGACAUAUUCAAGCAACUGUCAGGUCAAGUCCAUUACCCUCGGUGGUACGGACCUGGCAUCAGAGCGAGCCGCUCCCUCAAUGCAGCGCAGAUCUGCGUUCUUCAGAAGCUCGCCCAGCAGGAAGGCUUCUUGCUCAUCACAGACGAUGACGAGGAUGACUCAGAGGACAUCUGA